AGGAAAUUUGAUUGACAGUUGGAUUGUAGCGCUUGGCAACACUGGAAAUGCCAUGCUUGAGUCUGUCAGAAAUUUCUAACCUUCAAAACUUUCAUGGUUUAAACGUGUUUUGAAACUGACACAAUGACGACGAAAGAAGUAAAACUUGAUACACAAAAAACAAUAAUUAAAGGCAGACCGAAAUCUGGCAGGGUCUGGAAAUCCGAUCGAAAACGCUUUUCAUCAAUUGUGAAAACAAAAGGCAUUCGCAACUCAUUUGAGAAGAAAGAAGCACUUAGAAAACAACUGAAACUAGCCAAGGAUGCAUCUAGAGCGAUAAAAGAAGAAAAAGCUCAAGAAAAAGAAGCCAAAAAAGAACGACGAAGAGAAAAUUUGAGAAGACAAGAAGAAAACCUAAAGAGAUCAGAAAUUGUGCAAGUCAUAAAGAACACAAGCAAAAUUAAGAAAAUGAAGAAGAAACAUUUGAGGCAAAUUGAAAAGAGGGACACAAAUGAUAUGUAAGAUAGUUAUAUUUUCUUUAAAACAAUUAAAACAAUACAUUCUUUACUUUA
Molecule: messenger RNA, 551 nt
Organism: Dalotia coriaria
Lineage: Eukaryota; Metazoa; Arthropoda; Insecta; Coleoptera; Staphylinidae
Product: coiled-coil domain-containing protein 86
Exons: 2
Coding region: 124-501 (125 amino acids)
Cellular component (GO): nucleolus
Source: RefSeq, a predicted model, not a curated record